CUGGGCGUGUCAGACUGGUGAAUGGGAUGGACGCCUGCUCUGGGAGAGUGGAGGUCCUGCACAGCUACCGGUGGGGCACAGUGUGUGAUGAUGGCUGGAUUACAGCUGACGCUCAGGUGGUCUGCAGGGAAGUGGGCUGUGGGGCUCCUCUCUUUACACCAGGCUCUGCAUAUUUCGGACCAGGCACUGGUCCAAUUUGGAUGGAUGAUACAACAUGUACUGGAGAUGAGCCAUCUCUCAUUACAUGUCAGUCUAAGGGAUUUGGAGUCCACAAUUGCAACCAUAGCGAAGAUGCAGGUGUCAUCUGCUCAGUUCAGUCCCGCAACAUUGAGGUAGGUACCGAUGGACAUACUGCAUAUACAUCCUCUGGGCCUCAUGAACAUGGACACAUCACCUUCCUGAAGGUUUGGAGCAACAGCACUUGCAUAACUGGGUAA
This is a messenger RNA of Lepisosteus oculatus (spotted gar), 437 nucleotides long. The record is from RefSeq and is a predicted model, not a curated record. NCBI's taxonomy places the organism in Eukaryota, Metazoa, Chordata, Actinopteri, Semionotiformes, Lepisosteidae.